UGUCAGCUUGAAACCACGUGAGCUCCAGCAGAAGGAUCAGUACAUUGCAUAUAUUUUUCGUAGUACGAUUUGUUUAACUAGCCAAAGUUUAUAUUCUUAUAUUCUUAUACCAGGCGGGUGUUCAUUGAGUGAGUUAGUCAUGAAUCUUUGUGGAAGAUGUGUGAUGUAUCUGCAGUCUAGGAUGUUGUGUAUAAAACCACAACAUGUAAUUCACGUCGUUAAACUCCCUAAAAACACGACUUGCAUCCAGACAGCGCUGUUGCUUCAUCCUCAUAGCCGCUUACAGAGAUGGAAGGACAAAUGGACUGAUUCAUAUGGGAUUCGGUUCUUCAGUGAUCAGCGAACCGACACACCCCCAUGUCACACAGACAGUAGGAUUACAGAGCAACACAAUCCUCAGCACGGUUUAGUGCCUGUAAUAAACUCUGAGUUACAUCAGUGCUCCAGUGCACCAGGACCAGUUCCUGCAGAACACACCUCCAUCGAUCUGGAUGCACUGUCCUGUCCAUCUGCAUUUGAAGAAAUUAGUGAUGAGGAUGCCAUACAGAUCAUUGUGCCCCCCAACCUUCCAGACACCACAUUCACUCUCAGGGAUUACGUAGACAAAUCAGAGACCCUAACAAAUCUGGUUCACUUGGGGGUUAAUCUGUCAAAAUUAGAGGAACGGCCUAAUGUUGGCUCUAUGCUGGUGAGGCUGAACUUCCAAGAUGAUGUGGUACCACGUCUCCUUUUCUUGAAAGAUCUGGGAGUUCAGGAUGUUCACUUGGGUCCGAUGCUCACUAAAAACCCCUUUCUACUCACUGAGAACAUGGAAAAUCUGCAAAACAGGGUUUCAUAUUUGAAGUCAAAAAAAUUCAGUUCGGAGUCUGUUGCUGAGAUGGUGAGCAAAGCUCCAUAUUUACUGAACUUCAGUGUGAAGAGGUUGGACAACCGUCUGGGAUUUUUCCAGAAGCAACUGGGCCUCAGUGCUCAUAAGACUCGAGAUGUUGUAACUCGUCUGCCUAGGUUGCUAUGUGGAAGUUUAGAGCCUGUAAAGGAAAAUCUAAAGGUUUGUGAACUGGAGUUUGGGUUUCGCAGAAAUGAAAUCCAGCACAUUGUCACUGUGGUUCCAAAAGUGUUAACAGCUAAUAAACGGAAACUGACACAAAUAUUUGACUUUGUCCACAACAUUAUGGGUGUUCCUCACUCUCUCAUUACAAAGUUUCCACAGGUUUUGAAUGCAAAAUUCCUUCGUGUAAGAGAACGACACUUCUUUCUUGAGUACUUGGGCCGUGCCCAUUAUGAACCCACUCAUCCUAACUACAUCUCUCUGGAGCGCCUGGUGGCUCUUCCUGAUGAAGCCUUCUGUUCUGAAGUGGCUUUAGCCUCUUUGGAUGAUUUUGAACGAUUCCAGAAAACUCUGUAGUAGCAAAAGUAACGUUGUAUUUACAAGGCCCUAUGUUUUCAGGGUUUUUGUUGCAUGAGAGUUGAAACAUGUCCAAUUGUGUUGUUAAUGUGCCACUGAAACACAUAUUUCAGUGAUUAUGUUCAUAGAAAUUUGCACAUAAAUCGCCUAAAGGCAUUUGAAGUAAGGUAAUAAAUAGAAUUUUUGGA
Messenger RNA from Tachysurus vachellii, 1593 nucleotides. RefSeq names its product mitochondrial transcription termination factor 3 (gene mterf3). The transcript is spliced from 7 exons. Gene Ontology annotation, molecular function: double-stranded DNA binding. The record is from RefSeq and is a predicted model, not a curated record. Gene Ontology annotation, cellular component: mitochondrion. NCBI's taxonomy places the organism in Eukaryota, Metazoa, Chordata, Actinopteri, Siluriformes, Bagridae. Gene Ontology annotation, biological process: mitochondrial ribosome assembly; regulation of DNA-templated transcription. The coding region runs from base 140 to 1405 and encodes 421 amino acids.